AUGGUUGUGGUUGCUGUCGCCGGCGGUACUGGCAACAUAGGCCGCGCCAUCGUCGACGCCCUUGUCGCCACGGGCAAGCACGAGGUCAAAGUCCUCUCACGCAAGGUCGACCCUGCUCUGGAGGUGGAGAUGGGGGCGUCUAUGCUGCCGGUGGACUACACCGACACCGACGCGCUGGCCAAAGUCCUGGAGGACAACAAGAUCCACACCGUCGUGUCGGGCAUCGCGAUGCAUAGCGAAUUCGUCAACGGCACCGUCCCGGGCGAGAUCGCGCUCAUCCGCGCCGCGGAUCAGUCCAGCACCACGAAGCGCAUCAUCUCUAGCAGCUGGGGCAUUAGUGUCACUGAGAGCAUGGCCGCCCAGGUCAGCUCCACGCGCCGCAAGCUCGAGGUCAAGGAGGAGCUGGCCAAGACCAAGACCCUGGAGCACACCCUCUUCAACAACGGCUACUUCAUGGACUACUGGGGCCUCCCCAAGGUCCCUUCCUACCUCUCCCGCAUGCCAAACUAUCCCUUCUGGAUAGACAUGGAAAACAACGCCGCCGCGCUGCCGGGGUCCGGCGACGUGCCCGCGCACUUUACGCACACCGCCGACGUCGCCCGCUUCGUCGCCGCCAGCCUGGAUCUGCCCAAGUGGGAGCCCGAGACGGACGUGUACGGCGACCGUCUCACCUGGAACGAGUUCCUCCGUCUGGGUGAGGAUGCGAAAGGAACCAAGUUCAACGUGGUCUACGACAGCGUGGAGAAGCUCAAGACCGGCCAGACCACGGAGCUGCCCGCUCACGUCCCGCUGUAUCACAUCUUUCCCAAGGAAGGCAUGGACAGCAUGGGCGCCCCCUUUGGUCUGUGGUUCGAGCAGGGCAUGUUUGAGCUGAAGCCGGCUGGCAAGUUCCUCAACGACCAGUUCCCCGAGAUCAAGCCGAUGAAGGUCAAGGAGAUGUUGGACAAGGCCUGGAGGAAGUAG
Gaeumannomyces tritici R3-111a-1 is the source of this 963-nucleotide messenger RNA. RefSeq lists its product as hypothetical. Lineage: Eukaryota; Fungi; Ascomycota; Sordariomycetes; Magnaporthales; Magnaporthaceae. The record is from RefSeq and is a predicted model, not a curated record. The transcript has 4 exons. The coding region runs from base 1 to 963 and encodes 320 amino acids.